This is a messenger RNA of Siniperca chuatsi (mandarin fish), 1808 nucleotides long. It is a transcript of the gene pla2g12a, whose product is annotated as phospholipase A2, group XIIA. Bases 107 to 724 code for a protein of 205 amino acids. Gene Ontology annotation, biological process: lipid catabolic process; arachidonate secretion; phospholipid metabolic process. The transcript is spliced from 4 exons. The record is from RefSeq and is a predicted model, not a curated record. NCBI's taxonomy places the organism in Eukaryota, Metazoa, Chordata, Actinopteri, Centrarchiformes, Sinipercidae. Gene Ontology annotation, cellular component: extracellular region. Gene Ontology annotation, molecular function: calcium ion binding; A2-type glycerophospholipase activity.
UGAGAGCGUCAAAACCGGAAACGAUAGCCACAGCUGCGGCAGGUAGUGAAAUGAAAACAACCGUCGCGACAACAUUUUGAGGAAUAAAUCAGCCUAAAUUAAACCAAUGUGCCGGGAAACGCUGGUUUCUGGCUCUGACGUUAAGUGGACUAUGCACUACAUCUGUGUUUUUCUGUUGGGUUUGUACUCUUGUGGAUGUCUCCCAUGUGUGUCUGCCUGCAAAUAUGAGCCAGAGACCCCAGACUGGAGGAUGACUCUGAAAACUAUCCGUAACGGAAUACACAAGAUUGACACGUACCUGAAUGCAGCACUGGAUUUGUUUGGUGGCGAUGAUGGACUGUGCCAUUAUAGGUGCAAUGAUGGUUACAAGCCGGUGCCUCGUCCCGGGUACAAGCAGCCACCACCCAAUGGAUGUGGCUCCCCGCUGUUUGGAUUUCAGUUUGACAUAGGCAUCCCGUCCAUGACCAAAUGCUGUAACCAACAUGACCGCUGCUAUGACACCUGCGGCCGUGAGAAGCACGACUGCGAUGACCAGUUCCAGGACUGCCUCGAGACCAUCUGCAGGAAUGUGCAAAGGACUCUGGGAUUGGCCCACAGUGUCCAAGCUUGUGAGUCAGCAGUGACUCUCCUGUUUGACGCUGUUAUGCACUUGGGAUGUAAGCCAUACCUGGACAGCCAGAGAGAGUCUUGUGUAUGUCAGUAUGAAGUGAAGAGAGAACUGUGACACCGCCACAGGAUGGAGACUGUGGAACGGACUGAUUCAAAAGCACAACACUGACAGAAAGAUGCCAGCAAUAAACUUUUCUUUCAGACUCCUAGAUUUUCUCAGGGAUAGAGCCUCUUUGGCCUGCACUAACUUGUGUCCAUCGCCUCCCUUUAUUGGAGUUUUGAAAUGUAGACAUCUGUUAGACAAAGUGAAUGUGAAAAUACCUAGUUUUUUGAAUGGACAAUUAAUAUCUUUCCUGUGCAAUUAAUUAUUUAUAUUUAGUUAAUACUGUGUAGUGUGUUUGUCCUGUGAUGGACUGGAAACAGGGUGUUCAGGGUUUCCCUGGCUUUUGGAUGCUUGGGUAGCGCCCGUCACUUUAUUUUUUGGGUUUGUAAAUUCCUAAUAACGUCCUAAGUAAAAAAAAAAAAAAAAAGAAAGAAAGAAAAAAGAAAAAUAUGUAAUUUGGCACUGAUUAUAGGUAAAACAGGGACAGUGUUCAACUGGUACAAUUGCAAUUGAUUAAUUCCAAUUAAAUGCUAAACUAGCUCAACUAGGAGUUUUUAUUUAGUGCACAUAACAACAACAACAACAAUAAUAAUAAUAAUAAUAAUAUUCCAAUAAUAAAUUAAUGAUGAAUAACAAUUUACUUGGUUGUAAAUGGAGCUGUUUAUUCAAGGACGUUCCUCUGGAAAUCAGCAACUGCUUUUAAACUCAGCACAACAAACUAAACUAACUAAAUUAAUAAGUUCAAAGCUUUGUCUGUAUUAUCCCUGUAAUUAGCACCAAAUUUACAUAGUUCUUUCCAGAAACGAUCAAGAACUUAUUAAGAAAUAAUGGACCGUAAAAUUAAACAUUACUGCCCAGUUCCCCUCCCAUAACACUAAUAGGAACAUGUGAUAAAUAAGUAAGUCAACAAUGUCUGUUUCUACAGCAUCUAAAACAUUUUUGGUUUUCCCUUUUAUAAAAUUUGUAAAAUAUUUGUACAAUAUCACAUGAAGGGGAAUGCACUGGUGAACUCAGCUGAUGCCAAUGUGACAACCCUGUGGAAAAAAAACCUGUGUGAGACUGUUGUAAAAAUAAAGAAACAUGCUUUUAUUUAUAA